This is a messenger RNA of Cheilinus undulatus (humphead wrasse), 5041 nucleotides long. It is a transcript of the gene phldb1a, whose product is annotated as pleckstrin homology-like domain, family B, member 1a. The record is from RefSeq and is a predicted model, not a curated record. Lineage: Eukaryota; Metazoa; Chordata; Actinopteri; Labriformes; Labridae. The transcript is spliced from 25 exons. Gene Ontology annotation, biological process: regulation of microtubule cytoskeleton organization. Bases 140 to 4255 code for a protein of 1371 amino acids. Gene Ontology annotation, cellular component: basal cortex. Gene Ontology annotation, molecular function: protein binding.
AGCAGAGGAGCUCAGAGAGUGAAUGAAAAAAGCUAAGAGCGAGACAUAAACAACCAUGGGGACUCUUCUUUUUGGAUUUAGAAACUUUGGGAAAACUAAUGGAUAGCUGCUUUCUGGAGGAGUUUAUAAGAGAAGAGAAAUGGAUCUACAUGUGUCAGUUAACUCUGACAGUCCAGACAACAUGGAGCGCACGAGCAGGACAAAAGUGGACCAGGGGAGACAGACGCACCAGGUCUUACAGAGCACUCCUCUAGAUCUGAUUGAGACCGGCAAAUCUCUUAAAGUCCAGGCAGAGCGCCCCCACCUAGUCAGUUUGGGAAGUGGACGCUUAAGCACAGCUAUAACCCUACUACCACUUCAGGAAGGGAGGACCACGCUGGGCAGCGAGGGGACAGAUAUCCCUCUGCAGGGCCCCGGCAUCGUAGCUAAGCACUGCUACAUAGAGAACCAAGGGGGAAACAUCACCCUGUACCCAUGUGGACACCAGUGCUCUGUGGACGGGAUGCCCGUCACAAAACCAUACCGCCUGACACAAGGGUGCAUGCUGUGUUUUGGCCAGUCUGCUUUUUUCCGCUUCAACCAUCCAGAGGAGGCCCUGCGGAUGAAGAGCAUGCUGCCUGGAGGGAACCAAGGACCGAGCAGCACAAAAACUCCUUCUAAUGACUCCCACAGCAUCCUGAAUGGGAAUCAUCAGUCUCCUGCAACCAAUGGUGACUCUAAGACCAACAGCUUAGCAAAGAAUCUGCAGGACUCUCUGGUACUGAAAGCCUCCUCAUCAUCAGGAUCCAAACUGCCGAUUCGCCAGAACUCUCCUUCAAACAUGAUCAAUGGGAGAAACGGCUCCACAACAGAGGACUCCAGCAGCUUUCGUGGUCAAAACCUUGGCAACAAAACCCCUCCAGUACCGUCCAGGUCCCCUCAUAAUAGCCACGCUCCUGUCCCCCAUCCAAGGAGCUCGCUCUCUGUGGCCCCAAGCACUAGUAGUGGUUUAAGGGCCCAAGAGAGCCCAAAGCUUCUGAGGAAUGCAAGAGCAGAGGCAACAUCAAGCCCCACACCAAGCAGGGGGUCAGGGCACAGCACAGAGAACUCUAAAAUACCUUCCCCCGUCAAAUUCUCCCCAGCAGCUCCAUCCAGCCCUCGAGUAAGAGGUUCCUCCCUGCAGAAGAGAUCCCCCAGUCCAAUGAGAGAUCUGCACCACGCUCAUGUGGACGCACCUCAAAGGGUCAGGACUCCAGAGCCAGCUGGAUCCUCAAGCCUGAGAAAUCUUCCUCCUCACAGUCCUUACACAUCCCGCAGAGGGACUCCGGGAUUGCAGGGCUCGGCUUCUGUCCCUGAGAGCCCACAGGGACACCGCAAAGUGACUGCUUCAAAAGCAGAAGCCAUGAGGGCCAUGUACGCCCAGAGUCCAUCGACUCUCUCUGGGCUGGAGAUGGAGCCUGCAGGGAAACAGCUAAGACCUGGGGGCGUCAUGUCAGGCCUGGGUUCUCUGUCUGCUUCAUCUCCUUUUUCCAGUCCUGGAAGCCAAAGGAAACCCUGUAUGACAGGAUUCUCCAGCAAGGACCAGAGUUUUACAAAACCACAUACCAGGGAACGCAAAAACAGCAUCUCUGAGAUUAGUGACAAUGAGGACGAGCUGCUGGAGUACCAUCGCUGGCAGAGAGAGGAGAGGCUGAGGGAGCAGGAGAUGGAGAAACUGGAGCGGCAGAGGCUGGAGACCAUCCUGAACCUGUGUGCAGAGUAUAACCAUGAGGACAGAGCUGUGGAGCUGGCUGAGGUGGUGAGGAAUGGACUGCUGGGAGGAAGCUGCUCGGACACAGGAGUAAGGAUGCCUCUUGAGGGAUUAGACCGAGCCCAGAGGGUGACAGAGAAUGAUGAGGAAAUACAGAGAGAGGAAUCCAGCAGCACAGAGAGCACACACCAAGAGUGUGAAGAGCUGCUGGCUGGGCAGGAUCCGGCCUACCUGGAGGAAGAGAGGAGCAGGAUCUUGGCCCGGGUUGAUGACUUGAAGCAGAGAGUCAGUGACCUGGAGCAGCAGCUGCAAGAGACCAAACAGGAGGUGGAGAUGGAGCAGGCCCUGCUGCAGGCGGAGAAAUGGGCAGAGCAGGAGCAGGUGGAGGCUGAAAAUGAAAUCAUCUCUCAGCUGCAGCUCAAACUGAGCCAGCUGGACAAGGCCACCCAGAAAGAGAAGGACAAGGGGAGGGCUAAUGUGUCGGCUGAGCGGAAGGCCCUGGAAAAGCAGAGGAAUGAGUACAAUGAGCUGAAGAGGCAGUUUGAUAAGUGCCCCUUGUCUCUAAGGGAACAGUUACAGGAGCAGCUCAGCAGGAAAGCUGAGGCUCUGGAGUCUGGGACCAAGCAGUUUGAGGAGCUGGAGUUCUGUCAGCUGGAGGCAGAGAGCAGUCUGGAGGAGAAGAGGGACACUCAGAGCUCGCAGCUUCUCCAGGAGAGAGCUGAGUAUCACUGCAGUGUGGCCAAGAGGAAGGAGAGGAUGGGUGCUCUGGAAGCUCAGGUGAAGCAGCUGGGAGUACAAGCAACUCAAGACUGUGAGAGGAUGGUAAAAGACAAGGCAAUGACUCUGCAGCUGUUACACAAGGAGCAGGACAGGUUGUGUGCUCUGGAGAAGAGGUACCUCGCCCUGACUGGAGGAAGAAACUUCCCAAAACACAAUGGCAACAUGAAAGAGGAACUGCUUCACAUCAGCGAACCUGAUCUUGCUUAUGUGGACGGUCCUCCUCAUAGCCUCUGUCCCUCCUCCGCCUCCUUCUCCUCCUCUCACAUCCCCUCCCCAGAACUCUAUCCUGUUAGACAGCAAGAGGAGUACCUCAGGCUUGCUGAUGUCUAUAAGAUGUAUGGAAAUUCUGCACUACAACCUCACUCUCCUUCCCCUGCUGCUCUUCAUUGCUUCUCCCUCUCUGUAGCUCCAACUCUUCCAUGUGAGGAUUACAUCACAGUCAGUCAGUUAAGCCAGAUCUUCGGGAUGCAGAGACUUGAUCCCCCCUCUUCCUCAUCUACUCCAUCAUUCCAACUCUCCUCUUCUCAAUCUACCUUCUCAUGCCACCAACCAGCAUGUGGCCCUUCCUACUCUCUCUCUACAAAGAGCCAGCCUGAGCUGAGCAGGAAUGUAAUGCCUCCACUUAACCUCGAGCGCUGGUACCAGGAGAUCAUGUCUGCUGGGGAGCCUCAGUCAUGUCCUCCACCGCUGCCUGCAAAGUCUUUUUCCACACGCAGACAGGGGCAGCUGUUAAAGUCUAAAUCAGACGGUGAAGUUGGACAGGCAGCAUUGAGCGGUGCUGCAGCUCUUCAACACUCAGGUGGUGCUGCUUAUGAGAGAAAUGCAUCCACCAAGGGGUUACAGUUAAUGCUGAGAGAUAUGUCAAACCCAUUAGACAUGGAGUCCAGGAGACAGUUUGUCCUGCAGAAUAAAGAUCUGUCUCCCACAGUCCAUCACUCCAUCCUCCACCAUCAGACGCCCUCCAGUGGAAACCAGGCGUAUGACACCCUGAGCCUGGAGAGCUCUGACAGCAUGGAAACCAGUGUCUCUACCGGCAACAACUCCGCCUGUACCCCAGAAAGUGCCUGUGGGCUGGAGGCCCAGAGGAUCGAGGAGAUGGAGAAGAUGCUGAAAGAGGCGCAGCAGGAGAAAGCCCGGCUCAUUGAGAACAGAGAGAGAGAGGUGCAGGCUCGGCGGCAGAUGUUGGAGGAGGAGCGGAGGAGGCGAGAGGAGGCCGAGAGGAGGCUUCUGGAUGAGACGGCCCACAGGCAGAGACUGGUGGAGGAGGAGGUGAAGAUGAGAGAGAAACACUUCUCCCAGGCUCGUCCCAUGACUCGCUAUCUGCCAAACCGGAAGGAGGAGUUUGACCUGCGUUCCCAUGUGGAGUCAUCGGGCCACAGCAUAGACACCUGUCCCUUUGUCAUCAUCACAGAGAAGAUGUGCAAAGGCCACCUGGUGAAGAUGGGUGGCAAGAUCAAAUCAUGGAAGAAACGCUGGUUCGUUUUUGACCGCCUCAAGAGGAACUUCUCUUACUAUGUUGACAAGCAUGAGACCAAACUGAAAGGACUCAUUUACUUUCAGGCGAUUGAAGAGGUUUAUUACGAUCACCUACGCAGUGCCACAAAGAGCCCAAACCCGUCUUUGACCUUCUGUGUGAAAACCCACGACCGCCUCUACUACAUGGUGGCCCCUUCCCCGGAGGCCAUGAGGAUCUGGAUGGAUGUCAUAGUAACGGGAGCUGAGGGAUACACACAGUUCAUGAGCUGAGGGACCAUCGGGUGACAGAUGGAUGCGGGGACUGAGCGAGCACCCAGACACCUGAGAGCUCACCUGAACUGCUCCCUGACGGAGCUUGAGCCGAAGCCUGAUGGCGUUUGACGGACAGAUAAAUGCUUGAAAAGAUGAGAGCUCUCAUAAAAGCCUGAUGCCUCUGGGCAAAUGAGGGCUUUAGUAACAGGUACAUUUGUAAGAGUUUUAUUAUCGUUCUGCAACUAUGAGAAGGAAAAUAGCUUGAGCAACCGGCAGAUGGCUUUUUAUCAAACACAUUCUAUAGAAAAUUUCAUGUUAACAUUUUAAUAUACAUUUUAUAUAAAAGAAGGAGUACAAUGAAGAUUUUACACUUCAGCUCAAACUGUUUCUGCCCAUGAAGCUGGCGUGUGCGUGCAGUAAUCUCUCUAACAGAUGCCUUUUUUCACCUUUUGAUACAUUUUUAAUUUUUCCUUCAGGUUUGCUAAAGAAAAAUAACACCUUAAUAUUUUACAAUGCUAAAAAAAAGUUUGAAAAUAUGUAAAGAAGAAUUCUAAGCAAUUUUAAAGCUUCCUAUCAAGAGAAAACUACUUGAUGCCAAAAAAACUUUAUAUAAUCUUUUGUCAGAUUUUUACAAUAUAUAAAUGUUAAUAUUACUUUAUAUGUUAUUAUAAGAACUUUUUAUUCAGAAAAUAAUGCAGCAUUUAUGUAUUUAACAUGAAGAUAUUGAAGAAAACAAAAAAAUGUUGAUUAUAGUCCUACAGAUAUUGUACAACUACACUGCAGUAAAUAAAAAUCUACGAUGCA